CCGGACAGAGAGAUCGCUGCAGCGUAUACGCAGAAUCUGCGAGGUGCGUUUCUAGUCAAGCACCUGUGCCUUUUUGCUCACAAUCGCAAUGUUGUAGCGCUGCCAGACAAAAUCCGUAGCGUCCAAGGACCGGCAAGGAGACGUGAACAGGCUCCUGUCCGAGAACUAGACGUUGGCUAUGUAUAUCGACAACUCGACAAUCCGACUUGAAGCGUCGCUGACAUACUCCUCGAACCGUAUAUGUCUGGAUGUAAAAUGGCUGUCAAACUGUUUCCGCCGCGCGCAAGACAGAACGCCGAGCAAUCUCGUAAUUCACAGAAACACUGGUGGAACACUGUCCAAGACGAGGUCCAGUAAGCAAUACGACAUGGAUACACUAAUACUAAAUCAUGAGUUCCGGGUAUGAAGGUCUGUUCAUUCUUCCUCUCACCUACACUUCGGCUACCCAAGCCGCCGACAUAGGAUACCCGGGAAGGUCAUUCCUCGGCGGUUCUGCGCAUGCACAUGCUGGGUGCGCGCAGGGAUUCUGGCUAGCGACGAUGCUGGUGCUUGAGCAACCGACAGUGGUAGGUCCAGCCAUUGCGCGUUCUGUGUGGAGGUAUGCGCUGAGUUGAGUUCGGCGGUCGUUGGUGGGCUGAUUGGCAAUGGGGUAUCGCUUUUAAAGGCUUCGAUUGUCUCUCAUGUGCGGUCGCCGGCCUUCUCCCCAGGCUCUACCGCUCCAUCAAUUGGGAAUUCUCCUCGCCUCGCCUCGUGUAUAAUCUUUCAAAUACGCUGGAGGUGAAGCCAUCCGGUGGCGUCCAACGGUUGACGAGUGAUUUGCGCCGGACAUACACUCCGGCCGAGUCUGAGUCCGGGCAAGGGCUGUCAUUGCCUUUUCCAGGUGGUCGACUGACCCUUGUGCCCAUGCGGUGCGUUUACCUCCGCUUUCGUCAGGAGAAUGGUAUGACGGUGAGUGGUUCGUUAUUGGGAUGGACCCCGACUAUCAGUCGCUGUACGUGACUUCUUCUUCUGCUGCGCCCGCCAUCAUCCGCCGCAGCGAGUAGUAUGCGAA
Messenger RNA from Fomitopsis serialis, 1051 nucleotides. RefSeq lists its product as uncharacterized. The record is from RefSeq and is a predicted model, not a curated record. The transcript is spliced from 3 exons. Bases 390 to 614 code for a protein of 74 amino acids. NCBI's taxonomy places the organism in Eukaryota, Fungi, Basidiomycota, Agaricomycetes, Polyporales, Fomitopsidaceae.